AUGGUAACUAUUAAUUGGGGGGAAUUAUUUCCAGGAAGAUGGAGUCCUGUCAUUUUUAUUUUAUAUAUGGUUCUUUUUGUGAAUCAAGGUAUUAUUGUAACUUGGUCUCAAAGAAAUGGUCAUUAUGAAUACAAUAUUAUUAUCGUGGUGUUGAUGACAGAAAUAUUAAAAUUAUUUGCUUCAAUAAUAUUAUAUUGUAAAGACAAUACCUUUACAAGUCUGUGCCAAGAAAUAACAGAAAAUAAAAAAGUGUUGCUACUGUACAUAAUACCAUCAUUUCUGUAUUGUUUAUACAAUAAUCUGGCAUUUAUCAAUUUAGCUGCAUUUGAUCCAACAACUUAUUAUGUUUUAUUACAACUUCGUGUUGUUAUGACAGGAAUUAUUUUUCAGGUUGUAUUUAAUAAAAAAUUGUCAUUAAAACAAUGGUUUUCAUUAGUAUUAUUAACUAUUGGAUGUAUGGUGAAACACACAAACUUGGAUUUUAAUGUUAACGUAUUUGAUGUUAAAAUUAAUUUAAAUAGUAAUAUAAUUUUAGUCUUUGUACAGACAAUUUGCUCGUGUCUAGCUGGAGUUUAUAAUGAAUAUCUACUUAAGGAGCAAGGAGCAAACAUCAAUAUUUUUGUACAAAAUGCGUUUAUGUAUAUUGAUAGUAUAUUUUGGAAUCUUAUAGUUUUUGUAUUAUUCUUUAUAUCAGAAAAUAACCCCUUUCACACUAUGAUGAAUGCUGAUUUUAGUAUACUUAUGCAACCAAAAAUUAUUAUUAUAAUGUUGAAUAACACAGCGAUCGGAAUUAUUACGAGCUUUUUUUUGAAACAUUUGAAUUCGAUUUUAAAAACUUUUGCUAGUGCAUUAGAACUGAUAUUCACAGCCAUUUUAUGUUGGAUAAUAUUCAGUAUUCCCAUUCAUUUAAAUACCAUACUUUCUAUUGUUUUGGUGAGUUAUGCAGUGGUAUUAUAUUUACAAAAUCCAGUAACAGCCCGAACCAAAGAAUAUACAAUAUAUCGUAUACGUGAAAAUGUUUAG
Eufriesea mexicana is the source of this 1023-nucleotide messenger RNA. RefSeq names its product UDP-galactose transporter senju (gene senju). The transcript is spliced from 6 exons. The coding region runs from base 1 to 1023 and encodes 340 amino acids. The record is from RefSeq and is a predicted model, not a curated record. NCBI's taxonomy places the organism in Eukaryota, Metazoa, Arthropoda, Insecta, Hymenoptera, Apidae. Gene Ontology annotation, molecular function: pyrimidine nucleotide-sugar transmembrane transporter activity. Gene Ontology annotation, biological process: pyrimidine nucleotide-sugar transmembrane transport. Gene Ontology annotation, cellular component: Golgi membrane.